GUAUUUUUUUAUAUUUAUAUUUAUAUGAUCCAUCCAACCUGAUCUAAUGGCACUAAUGCCAAUGCAAGCUCAUCAUACAAAUUAAUUUUUCAAAUGACUCUGAUUUUGACGUUUUAUCAGCUAAUUUAACUUUAAACAUAUAUUAUUAAGCGUAAAUCUAGUUUUAAUUUAACACAUUUUAUUUUCAGACUUCACUCGGUGUGUCACUUACAAAACAAAAACUGACAGUUUAAACUGUUUUUAAAAAAAUGUGCGUUGAACAUGUCAUGGAUUUUUUAAAAUAUUUAAAUUUUGAUAUAAAUGAAUAAUGAUUUAAUUAUAGAUUAAUUAAAUUGUUCACCGUGUCUAACUCUACAAACUCAUUACUGAUCAUUACUCUGAAGUACUCGCUUAAAUUCAAGUUAAAGUUAAAGCCACUUUCGGUUUUUAGUUUUUAUUUUAUAAUUUUAAUAUUUUACUUUUUAAUGGUGACAAAUAUUGAACUAUCAGUUCAAUAUGUGAAAGAAAUUUUAAAUAUGUCAUGUUAAUAAUGUUAUGAUAUAUCAUAUGGUACUGCCUUUAGCCUUUGGCCUUUGGUCAAUUUACUCAUUCCGUGCCACUUUGGCUAGUACAACUAUAGAUUUUAGUCUAUAGACUAAGUUAACUAAGUAAUAAUAGUCCUAGUCCUAGUUAGUAUUUCUAAUCAAUUAUAUAUAAUUCUAUAAUUUUAUUUCACCCUACAAUAAAUAAUAAUAUUGAACCUGUAUGGUGGGCUACAACUUAGAAUCCAAGACCAGAGAGCUUGGCCUGAGUAAAAGAAACUAGGCCUACACGGUUUAUGCCUACCAUUGCCAUUACCGACCAGUCCCAGUGAACAGUCUCAGACUGACUCAGACUUGAGACUUUGAGCUCAUUAGCUCAUUAAUAACUUGACUUAGUCAUAAGAAGGCCUAAUAUUUUGAUAAAUUUGUUUAGGCUCAGCAAGAGAAAAAAUCUUGUCUUUUUUUUUAACAAGCAAUUAUUUUAUAAUUAUUAAUAAUUAUAUAUACAAUUUUCCCUCAUUCAGUCAUAGACCUGUCAUAACUAUGCAAGCCUAGCCCUAUCCAAGAACUUAGAAGUUCUAGGCUAAUGAAUAAAAUGUUUAAAGCAGUUUGGCAUUUUGUUAAAACUUCAAGGAAUCAAUCAGUUCUUCUUUUAAGGUGUCUAUUUAUUUAUUUAUUUCUUAUAAUUUUUUUAAAAUGCAUAAUUGCAACAUAAUGAAAUAAGUAAUAAGUGUCAAACUAUACAUGCAUGAUAAACACUAUCUUAUUAUGUAUUUUUAAGUAAUAUUACCUACUAAUACUAGGUUUUAUUUAUGUAAGUUUCAGUCUGGGUAAACAAUUUUGAACCCCAUUCAUUAUUAAAUAUACAGUCUUAUUUCUUGAAAUUGUUUGAUAAUUGUGUAAUCUUUGAAACAUUUUUCCAAAGACAAAGAAAUUGAAACAAAAAUUUAGCAUCUAUAAUUGAGGGUAUAAAUUAGGCCUACUUCAUCCUAGCCAAGGCCUACUUCCUACUAUCUAAGGCCUACUUCCUCCUAUCCAAGGCCUACUUCCUACUAUCCAAGGCCUACUUCCUACUAUCCAAGGCCUACUUCCUACUAUCCACUUAAAGUAAAGGAAAGAUUAGUUUUAGUGAUGUUUUUAUUUAACUUACUCUUCAAAGGGUCACAUCGAUUAAGUUACAAAUAUAAAUAUGCAUUAUAUUAUUUAAGACUUUUCAGUUGUACGCUGGGCCAGUUAUUUGUAAUAUUAUGUUGGAAAAAUAUUCAGAAAUGAAUUAAUGUGUCCUAUAAAAAAUUAAUGUACUUCAUUGUAAUAAAUGUUUAAUUUUUAAAUAGUAAUUUUUUAUUAUUUAUUGUCACCUUUAAUCCAAAAAAUAUUUUAAUUUUUAAUUAUUUAAGAUGUAAGGGUUUGUGAAUUAAAUGUAUGCAAACUUUUUUUCAAAUAUGUAUUACAUAUUUCUAAUAUCUAGCUUAUCUUCUUGCCAGACUUAUUAGAAAUAUGUCAUCUAGCACACAGAAACCAGCAGUUACCAACAGACUGGCACUUGAAAAAUCACCCUACCUUUUACAACAUGCUCAUAAUCCUGUCAACUGGUAAAUGUCUAAGGAAAUAAGGUGUGGGAAAAACUGAGAAAAGGAUGCAAGAAAACAACAAACUUGUUGGCAAGAAGCCUUCUUCAGCAAACAAACAAGAGUAAUGAAAAUAUAAAAAUAAAAAAUUAGCAGCAAUGUAGCAUCUGAGAGAACAGCAAGAGAUAUUUGGUCAACCUUUUUGUUGCGUUCUGAUUAAAGAUUUUCCCAUACAUUGUUUCACAUAUUUCCGUCUACUAACCUGAUUGAAGUCUCUCACCACAUACACUUAUAUAUGUGUAUAAGCUUCGUUCUAUGUUUGUAAAAUGUUAGUGUGAGAAUUAUUUUAAUUUGUGCAAGAAAGUUUUAUUGAUAAGUGUUUUUGGAGGUUUCAUCUAUAAAUUUAAUGCAGCAAUUCUUGAAGUCGCAUCUAUGAUGCUAUUUAGGUGUAAAAAAAAAAUUAACUUUUGAAAUUUAAAAAUAUUUUACAGUAAUUGAAAUUCAUCUAUUCAUUUUUAAAAAGGUUUUAUAUAAAUCUCCCAUUUAAAUUGAUAGGUAUCCAUGGGGAGAGGAGGCCUUUGCUAAAGCAAGGACAGAGAACAAGCCCAUCUUUUUGUCUGUGGGCUACUCCACUUGUCAUUGGUGUCAUGUCAUGGAGCGAGAGUCUUUUGAAAAUCCUGAUGUUGGUGAAAUGCUCAAUGAAAACUUUGUGAGUAUCAAAGUGGACAGAGAGGAGCGUCCAGAUGUAGACAAGGUGUACAUGACUUUUGUACAGGUAUUAUACCUCAUUUCUUUACUUAAUAUUUUAUACAUUUGAUUCCUAGUUUCUUCAUACCAGUAUAUCAUUAUAGAAAAACAGAUUAUGUAAAAAGUGUAUAAGUGAACAACGUUUAAAUUAAGUGUAAGACAUAAAUUUUGCUUAACAGUUGGCUUUUGACUAUAAAUUUACUAAUUCUGGUUCUGGAUGAGUUAUACAAUUUGUAAAAAAUGACUCAAAUGUAAUAAAUGCAAGCUCUGAACUGAAAAUGCAGCAAAAGCUUGAUAAAUUUUCUAAGGCCUGUGACAAUUACGUCCUUGCAGACUUCCCAAACAAGUAACAAUAGUCCGAAGUUUCUGUGAACUCUGCAGAUCAAAAAGCUCAGCUGGUGGGCAGAAAAAAAACAUUUCAGGACUGUCUUAAAGCUACACUCAAAUCCAUGGACAUAGACCUUGAUUCGUGGGAAACAUUUGCUAUGGAUCGUACAAGCUGGCAUGGCAGACUCACUGUUGGAGCACAAUCCUCAGAAAAUAAGAGUGCCGCUCAUGCCCAAAUAAAGCGCACGGCAAGGAAAAGCAGGAUCAACUUAAAUCCAACUAGGACCCAAAACAGUGUAUGUCCCAAGUUUAUGGAAAGCUUUUCCAGUCACAAAUAGAACUGGCAGGCCACCUGCAUACUCACUUUUGAAUAUAGCCUUGGUCAUCUUCAUGUGCGAGGGACAAACAACAUUACAAGAUAAUAUGAAAAUUAUUUUAUACCAAAUAUAUUAGCAACAGUAAAGUUUUCAUUACCGCGUACAUUUUUAAAAAUUAUAGGCAACCACUGGCAGUGGCGGAUGGCCCAUGAGUGUUUGGCUAACACCAGAUUUGAAACCUAUAUUUGGUGGAACCUACUUUCCUCCCGAUGACAGGUACUAUAACAGGCCUGGAUUCAAGACUAUUUUAACCCUUAUCUCUCAUCAGGUAUUUCAACAUUGCCACCCAAAGUUUCUAAUAAUUUAUUUAACACUUUUUAUGGAAUUCAAUUACCUUCAUUAUUUAAGAUCUCUCACACCUGGAUUUAAUGUAAAAAAAAUAGAGUACACUUAGCAUACAGAUUUAUAAAUGCUUAAUAAAUCCACUAAAACAGAGCUUUGGUGCAAUUCCAUAAACUUAAAGCUUGAAUUGUAAAUAUAAGUAACUAAUUUUUGCCUUGUUACAAGUAAUUAAUAAGUAAAAAUAGAUUUACUCUUCAAGUAAUUCAUACAAUUUUAAAAAUUGCAAUACAGUGGCAAGAGAAAAGAUCAGAAAUUGAAAGCCAGGGCACCAAAAUUCUUGAUGUUAUGAUGAGACAACUCAAUGUGUCAGACCAAAGCAGUCCUGGAGUGCCAGCAAUGAAAGCCAGCACCAAGUGUUACAAAAUGUUAGAAAAACGUUUUGAUCAGGAAGAAGGAGGAUUUGGAUCAGCUCCUAAGUUUCCCCAGCCAGGUUUGAGCUUAUUAAACAAUACCAUCGGCCUUAAAAUAAAUUAUUAUACGAUAAUAUAACAGAUGUAUAUUUUGAAGCUAAUGGAUUUGUUUAUUUUCAAAAUCCAGCCAUAAGAAACCUGACGAUAGUUUAAUUAGACCAUGGUAAUUUUGAGGGGUAAUUAUGCCAAAGUUUGUGAUAUAAUGCCUGAAAUUUUACCAAAUAUUUUACUACUUUUAUUAAAAGAUUUAUUAAAGAAAUGAGUUGAAACUUUGUUUCCUUUAAUUGUACUGGAGUCAUCAGACAUGAUCAAUAAAUAAUUAAAUUUUGUUUUUCUUGUAGUAAAUUUCAACCUGCUAUUUCGCAUCUUUAACUCUGACCCUAGUAGUGAGAUGGGGGCCCAUGCUUUGCACAUGUGUCUGUUUACUCUAACAAAAAUGGCCAGUGGUGGAAUACAUGAUCACAUAUCACAGGUGAGCCAUCAAGUUCAGUGGUGACCAUUUUGUUACAUCAACAUUUAUCUAUAGACAUUUUUUAUUUUCAUAUUCACCCAAAUGUCCUUGAUGACCUGCUGAGUGAACUUGGCAUCUCCUUAAAGUUAAUUCAUGUCAGAUGGUUCGAUGGAGUCAGUAGACCCAUCCACACAAUGCGUGAGAUGGUUCGAUGGAGUCAGUAGACCCGUCCACACAAUGUGUCAGAUGGUUUGAUGGAGUCAGUAGACCCGUCCGCACAACGCAUCAGAUUGUUAUUUGAGGUGCUAACCACUAACUUACUUCUUGACUGCUCAAAUAUUCAAUGCCUGGGAUGGGCUUGGUGAAGUGAUAACAGUUUGUUAGGUCUGCUUAAAUGUAGGAUUGUUAUGACUCAACUUGUUCAUUAAUCUUGUUGACUUCUUUACUACCACACUAAAGCCACAUUCCAUCAAAUGGAAAUAGUGGAAAUGCAACGAUGAGCUUCUUAUCCAGUUUCCAGAGUGCAGGAUAAAGUCAUGAAAUUAAGUUCCUUCAUUAGCCCAAACCUCUUGAUGCAAUUUUUUAAUACUUUUGCUUUAGCUCAAUACCAUUUUUAGGCUGAAUAACCUCCUCCUCCGCAGAACCAACUGUCACAGUAUAUGAAAAUGGAUUUAUCACUCAAUCUGCAAAUAAUUAUAGCUUUGAUGUUUGUAGCAUUUUCAAAUGGUUUUAAAAUACUUGCAGAUUAUCACCUUCUAACCCCCUUUCAUGUCUUGCUCUGACAGGCUUGUAAAUUGGCAAAUAUUGCCCUUGAAUAUUAAAUAUGCAGUUUAAACUGGCUGUUGAAUUUUUCUAAACAGGGUUUCCAUCGUUACUCAACAGACAGGAUUUGGCAUGUUCCCCAUUUUGAGAAAAUGUUGUAUGAUCAAGGGCAGCUGGCUGUUUCAUAUGUUGAUGCCUACCAGGUACGUAUGUGGCCUGUGAAUCAGAUGAAUGCCUACUAGCGGUGUCACAACAACUGAGAGAUACAAAGUUACAACAUUGUUAGAGCCAGUAGCUAUGAGUAUGAGAUGGUCGACCUUGAACCUCUUAAAAGUCAAGUGUACUUUUGUCCAAAUGCACAGCCUAGUUUUGCAUGGAUGUAAUUGUUACUGGAUGUAAUUGCACCCUGUCCUGGAAUCAUGUGACAUGCAAACAUAUUUCACCAAGAGAAUGCACAUGUACGAUAUAUGUUUUGUUUUGUAGCGGUUUUAGACAAACAAGUUUAUACUGUUCCCAGAUCCUCCGAUUUUAUCCGCAGAUCAUCCUCUUUAAUCCCCAGAUUUGGCCAUAUGUAACUUCAUUAAUAAAGGGGGAUCAGCAAUGACAAUAACACUAGCACCUUUGUGUAUAAAAAUAGUUCAAAGAUGGGAAAUUGCAGGUUACCCAGCACUAAAAAUACUUUCAGCCAAAUAGUUUCAUAUCUGUAUAGCUUAUACCUUUUAGUUUAAUAUAAUUUUAAUCUAUAUUGACUAUAUUGUGUUCUUCAUGGAAUUACUUUUGUUUUAGAUAACAAAGGACACGCUUUUUGCAGAUAUUGCCACAGAUAUAUUCACAUAUGUCAGCAGAGAUUUAAGUCAUCCAGUAAGUGCAACUUUGUAAAAAAUUUACUCUUUCCAAUCCUCCUAUAAUGAUGAUUAGUAAGAAUUUUAUUAAUUCCAGACUUUUUCCAAUGACAACAUGGAAUUUUUGCCAUAUUUGGACCCCUCCAUCUUUACGUUUUAUUGUUAAAACCCUUUCCUUGUGAAUAACUUUAUUCCCUACAGUUCUGUAAAAUCUAAAUAAGUUACAAUAGCAAAAUUUGUUGUAAAAUAGUAGAAUUUAUAAUCAGGAUUGCUGUGCUGUCUAAAUGGCAUCAACUCCAAACUUGUGUUCUUGAGUUCAGUCCCCAGCAAAAAUAACACCAGCACCCCAGGUGGAAGGGAUUUGUUCACUUUAGAUGACAACUCAUUUAAGAGAAGGAAAACUUUGAAUUAAAAAACAGAGAUGAUGUCCCUUGGGUGUCUAGGGAAGCAGCUUAUCCUCCUUAAAAAAAUUUCAAGCUUUGUGAUUUCGUCCCUUGAAGUUUACACCAUCGUCACAUUGUGAUGUUCGGAUUCCACAAAUCUGGAUUACCAUUACAUUUUUUUUUUUGUUGUUAUUUUUUAAAUUUAAGGAAGGAGGAUUUUACAGUGCAGAGGAUGCAGAUUCUCUGCCCCUGAAAUCCUCACAGACCAAAAAGGAGGGGGCCUUCUGUGUGUGGAAGAAACAAGAACUUGACCUGCAUUUGUCUGAGAAAAUUCCUGGAAAAACCAAUGUGACACUGGCAGAGAUCUUCAAUCAUUUUUAUGGGGUUAAAGAAGACGGCAAUGUUGAUCCAUUGCAGGUAAUAUUUGCAAUGUGAUAUACAUUUUAAUAUUUUUUUUUAUACCAAUAUAAUAAAAUGAAGUGACUUGGUUAUGUGAAAUAAAAAAAAUGAAAAGGUUUUUGAACUAACUUUACUUUACUUUGUAAUGAAUAAAAAUAUGAAAUCAUCCCCAUCCUGUUCUCUUGAAGUCUAACACUUUUCUCCCAUUUUCCAUGAUCAUAAAAUAGUACUUCAAUCUUUAGGAUCCGCAUGAUGAACUGAAACAUCAAAAUAUCCUGAUCAUCAGCUCCACAACUGAAGAGACUGCCUCAAAGUUUGAUCUCUCACCAGAAGAUGUAGCGUUGGCCUUAGAAAGGAGUCGGAAAAUUCUAUAUGAAGCCAGACAAACACGUCCUAGGCCUCAUCUUGAUAAUAAAAUGGUGGCCGCAUGGAAUGGUAAAGUAUUGGUGUAUUCAAAAAUAUUCAUCUUGACCGUGUCCUUUUUAAUGAAAUGGAAGGUAUGGUGUUAUUUUGGAAAUAAAAAAAAAAGGUUAAGUAAUUAUGUGUCUAACCAAGAAAGAUAAAGCUGCUUACACACAAAAUCUAUGUGAAUUGGCUUGUGCAUUAAACAGAUUCAAAUAGAGAAAUUUAGUUAUAGAAAGUAUGAAUGAAUCAAACUCCUAAUGUUGUUAUUUUUAAUUAUUUGAUUUAUAACAUCAUCUACAUGAAGCAUUCAUUUUAGCUGUUAUUAUUAUGAUAAGGUGUCGUGUCCCUCCCCCCCCCCCCACCAAAACACAAACAAACACUUCAAUCUUAAUUUGUUAUUUUUAAUUAUUUGAUUUAUAACAUCAUCUAAAUUAAGCAUUCCUUUUAGCUGUUAUUAUUAUGAUAAGGUGUCGUGUCCCCCCCCCCCCCCCCACCAAAACACAAACAAACACUUCAAUCUUAAUCUUGAAGACUUCUUACAGGUCUGAUGAUCUCUGGAUUUGCCAGAGGAGGGCAGACCAUGAACAAGCCAGACCUGAUAGAGAGAGCAACACAAGCGGCCUCCUUCAUGAGACGGAACAUGGUUCUGUCAGACACACAGUCUCUGCUACGUAGUUGUUAUACAUCAGACAACCAGGAGGUCUCUCAAAUGUAAUUUGUAGGAAUUGGUUAUAUCAGCUAAAUUUGAAACCAUUUUUAUUCAAUUUCAAAAGUAAAUGCUAAAACAGCAGCAUUUUAACCUGUUCAUUUCAAAGGGUUCAUAUUAACUAGUUUUUUAAAUGGGCAUUUUCAUAUCUUCAUAUCAUAACAAAGCAUCUGGUUGGUUUUUAAAAGAACUGCUUAUAUGUAAAAUUGAUAUAACUAAUGUUGUCUCACUCCUUUUAGAGAUAAGUAGAAAUAAAAUCCAAAAAUUAUUUUGUUGUUUAGAGAUAUCCCUAUACAAGGCUUCGUAGAUGAUUAUGCUUAUGUAAUCCGAGGCCUGCUGGAUUUAUAUGAAGCUUGCUUUGAUGAUGAGUGGCUGGCUUGGGCUGAACAGCUUCAAAACAGACAGAAUCAGCUGUUCUGGGACAAUGAGAAUGGUGGCUUCUUCUCAAGUCCAGAGGGAGAUAACUCUAUUGUCCUCAGACUUAAAGAAGGUCUGACUGUUUUCGUUUCUGCUAUGGCUAUUUUUAUUUUUAACUGUUUGUGCUGCAUCCUAAAUCAGAUGGAUUUAUUAUUUAUUAGUAUUUUGACAUACAUUUUCAAAUUCAAUUCUAAAGGUUGGAAAUGUUUGUUAUUUUUUUAUGGUGGCAUCCGUCUGUCACAAAGUGACGAUGGAGUGGGCUUCGGAGGACGAAAUCCACAUAGCCUGGGGUUAUUCUACAAGGAUUAUAAGCUGGUUCCCAACAGCAAAUUGCCAGCUUGGCACCAGUGACGUCGCAGGAGUUGUCGGAAUGUUUCAUUGUACCAAUGUUAUCCGCCUUUCGGGACUCUACCUCUGGGUUUGAUUUCAGAGUUUUCUUCUCUUAGAUGAGUUGCCAUCCAAGGUUAACGAGUCCCAUCCACCCGGGUUGCUGGUGAUGUUUUUGCUUGAAUUGAACACCAGUCCACCAACUUGAGAUUUGCUCAGUUUAGACCACUCGGCCAGGCAGCACCCAAAUAGAAAUGUUAUUAGUUAAAAAAAAAAAAAACCUCAUCAAAGUUAAUAAACUUAAUAGAUCAAAUUGCGCCUUAAAAAAAAUCUAAACUUUUUCCUUGCACAGUACUCAAACUGUCAUCAUGGGCCUGUGCCAGGAUGUCAGCCAUAGAAAUGUACAUACUUGGAAUUGCAGUCACAUUGAAAAAUGAUGUUUAAAAAUGUAGUUUCAUAGUUUUCAAUGGCUUCACUAAUUGAUCAAGUAUAUUUCCAACACCAGAUCAAGAUGGUGCUGAGCCCAGCCCCAACUCUGUUUCAGCCAUGAACCUACAACGACUGGCCGCCAUGCUGGACAGGCCAGAGUGGACUGGGAUGGCCGAGAGAAUUUUUAAAGUUUUUUGUGAAAGGAUCGAGAAGGUGCCCAUGGCUGUACCAGAAUUAGUCUCAAGUCUCAUCUUUUACCACUCCAAAAAACAACAAGUAAAUAGUAGUUAUCUCUUGAACUCAGUUAUUCAUCUGUCAGUAUUAUGGCUAACACAAAUCUGUAUUUGAUGGAUGUACAUUUUUUAGUUUUAUAUAAUAUAAUUCAUUUGAUAGAAGACAGCGAUCUACCACUUAACUGAUGUGGCGUGAUUUAUUCUUUAAUUUAUUGCUUAGGAAUUGGCCAAUUGUGUGAUUUUAUUGUUUUAUUUCAACCCAUUGUCAGAAAAUCCCAGUGAUUGACCAACUUUGAUUUUAAUCAAUAGGUAAUUAUCAUUGGAGACAAGCAGAGUGAGGACACUAAGGCUUUAAUUCAAACAGUACACAAGUAUUACCUACCCAACAAGGUCUUGUUGGUCACUGAUGGACAGACGGAUGAGUUCUUGAAAGAAAGAUUAAGCCAGAUUACCUCAUAUAUCAAAGUAGAUAACAAGGCAACAGCUUAUGUUUGCCAGGAUUUUUCUUGUGCAUUGCCAGUUAACUCUUGUGAAGAGCUGGAAAAAAUCCUUCAGGCAUAACAACUCUGCCUUUUCUGUCUUUUCUAAAUGAUCAAUUGUUUCCUACUAGGAUGAUAUUACUCUUAAUCACUUUUGAAGUGUCACAGCUCCACAUGAUUUUUGUCUUGUAUUUAUUAAACAUGUUCAGUCUUUAGUUUAGUGAAGAUUAAUCGACAUACUUAACAGCACUCAAGCAAUAAAAUUUAAUCAGUAUAAAUUAACUUACAAAGUUUUCACUCAGUCAGUAGUUAAUUAAGUUCACCUAAAAAUAUUCAAAGAAGGAUGAUGAUUCAAAGGGAGACUAUAAAUAUGUUGAAGUGCAAGUUAUUUGUUUCUUUACAAACAGAAGUAUAUUUUAGAUAAGCAGAGAUUUUUUGUGAUGUACAGUACUUUUUACUAUUCAAUAAUUUAAUAAAUAUAAUAUUUUCAAAGUAUCUUUAAUUUCCUCUAACAUGCUGUACUUGGUUGUUUGUGUUUGUUUAAAACUAUUGGGCACAUCUCAACCUAGUAGAGUUCUUUGUCUUAUUAUUACUGUGGCCACAUAAUUCAUUUAUUAAUUUGUGAAAAAUACAUGAACUUAAUAGGGACAUCUUGGAUUGCUGGUGCUGAUGUCAACUGAAAAACAACAAUAACAAUUUUUUUAAAUGAAGUCUAUGAUAUAUUUUAUGUAAGAUCCUUUCUGUAAAACUGCUCAUACCAUCAUCCAAUAUUUGUGAAAGUACAGAUAUUUUAAUGAAACAGAAAUAUCUACCAAAGCUAGUUGAGGACGGGAUGUGUUUGAAUGGUCAAGACAUGAGACCUGUGCAUUAAGGUCCCUAAUUUCAAAUAUGCGUCAUGUCAUUCAAGUUUUCUGGCCUUGAACUCUGCCAGCUCUCUGCUAUCUGCGGGAUCAAUGGCGCUCAGUCAACUUUAAUAUGUUUCUAAUUGUGGACCUCUAUUAUUGCUAGUAGAUACUUAUUCCCAUUAACUCAGCUGAGAAAUCAUCCUGACCAUACUCAUGCAAUGUUGAGUAGUUAUUAACUAGAAGCAAUCAAUCUGGCAAUGGGUACAGGCCUACAAGCUUUAAAAAAAUGUUUGGCUGAACUGUUUACUGGUCAAAUAUCAUUUUCAUGUUCCAGUGAGAUGUUUACUGGUUGUAUAUCAAAGUCAUAUUGGAAUGAAUUAUUUACUGGUUUAUUAUUAAGUUCAUGUUCUAGUGAAAUUAUUACUGGCCAUAUAUCAAGUUCAUGUUCCAGUGAAUCAACGAAACACAAUUUGAGAAUGUACAAAUGACAUUUAAUUUCUAAGUUUUAAAGAAGUGCUAGAAGUUUUUGUGACAGUUCAUGUGCUUGUGGUAGGGGCUGGGGUAGGAGCUGGGGUGGGAGCUGGAGUGACAACUGUCAAAUAGUGAGGCAAGGUCUUCACAAACUGAUAGAGACCUUCACCCGGGUUGGAUGAUGUCCCUGAGAGAUCUCGUGGGGUCUGGAUGGUGUAAGAGCCGACCAGCUUGUUACUGCCGACGGCACAACUGAUCAUGUCAACUAAGCCAGUUUGUUGGAGGGUGGUUGGAGUUGUUCUUCCAUCAAAUAAACCAAUGACACAGAAUUCUGAUUGAAAUAAAU
Molecule: messenger RNA, 11787 nt
Organism: Lymnaea stagnalis (great pond snail)
Lineage: Eukaryota; Metazoa; Mollusca; Gastropoda; Lymnaeidae
Source: the annotation of a GenBank genome assembly